AUGGUAAGUCUCACCUGCCCCAGCCCAUUCAUCCCCGCGCGCGCGCCAUUGCGCCUUUCAGAUAUGGAAGCCAUCUAUCUGGAAGAGUACAAGCAGCGGAUGCGAGAGAAACGCCUGCAUUAUUAUGGGAACUCACAUCCUGAACUCGAUGAUUGGCAGGCCGUUCUCGUGCGCUAUAAAGGCCCCGCGUACCAAGUCAGCGACACGUACAACCGCAUCACGGGCAUCGACGAGAUUCCCGUCCCCCCAGUGCCCUCCGACGUCGUCGUCGUCGAUUUCUCCUGGCUCGACCGCCUCGCCUCCCUCGCCGCUACCCUCCGCAUGCUCCUCACCUCCCUCUUCUGGCUCCUCCGCUACGCCCUGCACUACGGUUUCCGCUACGUCUUCCUCCCCGCGGCCGCCCUCCUGCUCCUCAUGAACCUCUACUCCCUCCUCCGCCUGCACCGCGUCGCCCUCCGCCAGCACGCCACGACCCUCCUCGCCGCUCUCUUCUUCGCUUUCCCCGCCCGCUGCGCUGCUUUCUGCUCCCGCAACUACGCCUUCUACCGCUACACGGACCGCGAGAUCCAAAUCUGGGACGGCGCGCAGUCCCGCGCGUACGUCUUCAAUCCGUGCGACGAGCUGCGCCUGCGCGUCCGCGAGGCGACUGCGAAGCUCUGGGAGCGCGUCGUGCGCUGGGUCGUGUAUUUCGCCCUCGUCUGCGUCGUUUUCUGGCCGUUGUUGCUCCGCCUCCACGCGACUGCCUCCCCUCCUCCUUCACGGCCCCAGGUGCGCUUCGUGAGCUUGGCCGAGGCCGCCGGUAUGGGCUGGGAUGUGCCGCUGUGGGCGCAGAUGGCGCAGCAUAGGGCUUUCCAGGGGGAGAGGACGCACUUCCCCCGAGCUGUCGCGGCGUCCCAAUGGGAGCGACCGACGACGGCGGAGGGGGAGGGUGCCUCGACGGUUGUGCCUAUGGCCCCGUCUGUGGAGGGCAAGACGUUCUGUGCGCAGUGCCAGCAGGCACAUUGCUGCGAAGUGCCUUCUUAGGCCAUUGUAUGUACAUAGCGCGCGCGCGCGAGAGAGAGAGAGAGAGAGAGAGAGAGAGAGAGAGAGAGAGAGAGAGAGAGAGAGAGAGAGAGAGAGAGAAUAUCAAAUCAAAUCAAACAUUCCAGUCAUAAAAAUCCAAAAAAAAAAGUCACUCCACUUCCCUCCUCACUACCAUCCCAUCCCAUCCCAUUCCGGCUGCCCUCGUAGGUAGGUAGCUAAGCGUCUAAGGAAUGUGCUUGGUUACCAAACCCCCGGGAAGCCUGGGAAGAAAAAAGCUCUACUUUCUUUGUGCUGCGCGAAAAAGCUUGCCGGAUGAACGUAGGACAAAGGGCACCUAAAGCAACCAAAGCAACACCGAAGCGAAGAGAAGAAGACAUGGCGGGCCUUUUCUCUUUGCUGCUGCUGCUGCUGCUGCUGCUGCGCGCACAACGAAAUCUACUCACCGCUCCCAGCGGGUUCUCCUUUCGCAGCACCCGCCGCCCGUUGCCGAUGAGAUGAGAUGAGAUGAGAUGAGAUGAGAUGAGAUGAGAUGAAAUGUUCGCCCCCCCUCCGCCGCCGCAGCUCACCGUAGCCGAAAUCGAAACCCGCCUGGCCGCCGCGCAGAAAGAAGCGGCGGGGAUAUCUCCUGCUGCAGCGUCGUCGUCGUCGUCGUCGUCGUCCACAAAAACCAAAACCGAAACCGAAAGCGUCAAGUCCCGUCUCUCGCUUGCGAGGACCAGGUCGUUGAGAUCUUCCUCUGCUUCUGCGGCUUCUGUCUCGUCCUCGUCCACUUCUACGUGGAGACGAGCAGGUCGCGUCAAUGCGAAAGCGACGCAGAAGAACGCCACCAGAACUGCAGCAGAGGGAAUCAAUCAUCAUCCCUCACUGCCUCAGAUCAUCCCACAAACACCACAACCACCACCACAACAACCGCAUGAAACCCCAGCAGAAAACUUCCAAGAAUCAUUAAAUCUCCCCCCCUUCGAAGAACCCCGAAGAGCACCGCAGCCGCCCAAACGACCCCCACGGCCUCCCAGCGAGCAGCUCUUCCUGCCCUCCUCACCACCACCACCACCACCACCACCGGGGAUUUUCCAAUCCGGCAGCAUCGUGAGCAGAAGGCCACAACGCACGGAGAUCCUUCCGCCUCUGCCACCUCCCCUCCCUCCGCCUCCGAUUCCACAGAAAUCGCCCUUACGACGCGCGCCCGCGACCAAGAAGCAACCCGGGCCUCGGUCUCCCGCAACUCCCUCGACGGAGAACUCUCCACCACCGCAUUCCGAAACGGCGCGAGAUUCUUUCAACACAGCACUACGAGCGCACACGCAAGCGCAAGCGCAGGCGAGGAGGGAAUCCGCCGAAUCUUCCCUCUCCCUCUCCUCCGACACCUCGCAGUCGACGACGGCUUCUUCCGUGGGAGAGCGCGUGGGUCGGAUGGCGAGAUCGGCCACCGCGCCUGCGGGAACGCUCACUCGUGUCCCGAGAGAUUCCCCGCUGGCAGCGGUUCGCACGAGUCUGCUGAUGGGGAGUGGUGGUGGUGGUGGCUCCUCACGUAGUCUACCGACGAGAUCGAAGCAUGCUAGGAAGAUUUCUAUUGCUUCUUCUCGUUCGUUGGAUGCUCAUCUUGCCAGGGUAGCGGCCGAGGGAGAGAAGGAGGGAGGAGCGGCGUCGUCCAGCGGCGUCGCGGCUGCUUCGGAUGGAGGCGCCGCGUCGCUUCAGCUGGUUGGCUCACGGAGGGAGGAGAAGCGCCCGAAUGCCGUGCUGAAGCCUACCAGAUCACCACAGCCCCUCGACGAUCACACCCGUGGGAAGCGGAGGAAGAAAGGUGAAACCAUGAGCAUGCUGCUAGAAACCGGAUUUUUCCCCAUCGAGGAGAUAACGUACGGAACGGAGAAGGAAGAGAGACGACCGACAUCAAAGGACGGUCGCAUCGACUUACCGCCGCGCCUCAGUUUCCUCAAUGAAAGCUUACCCAGCACGCCAGGGAGCAAUGCUCUGACGCCCACCGAGUUAUGCCCCAACUCACCAUCUCCUACCACUCCAAUAACACCCAGAUCAACAGGGUGGAAGCGAAAGUCCGGAGCGGCGAAGAGAAGCCUUCUAUCCCAGAUCCCAGAAUAUGACUGCAAGGCGAACGGUGGCGGGAUCAAGGACGAAUCCGAGUCUAUAUCUCCCAGUAGACUAGAAGCCAUCCCCGAGGAUAAUGGGACAGGUGAGGAUUCGCGUCCAGCGUCCAUUAUUGAAACGCCCGUGGCGACGCAGAUACAUCUACGAGGAGGAUCCGUUGUGACGGUCACGCCUCCAGAGCUCACCGCGUGGCAAGCGACCGUCUACUUGCAUGGCCCGAUCAAGUUACCCAAGCCCGCCAUCAUGCCCCGGAAGAACUCUGUUGCCAGCCUGGAGGCGUUUCAGGAAGCAAUCGACCGCUUGUAUCAGCAUGCGCUACAGAUUCCGCGUCGACGGAGCGACGACGCCGUGGUGGACGACAUCUGCGACUUCUUCGACGAUUUCGGGUUCGAAUGGGUCAGCUUCGAGGGAGACCGCUUGAGUGUGGAUUACCUGGAUGUGGAUGAGGUCGAAGAGAUGGCGGAUGCUGAGGCGGAGCAGCCCGAGCGUUUCAGCACGCCGCCAUCGGAAGCGCCGGCUGCCAGUCCGGUCGAGGUCACGAUUGCCAAAGAAGUGCUCGACACGACGUCCAAGGUGCCGUUGAUGACAGGAUGGAAGGGCUCGGUGGGAUCCAUUCCUCAGGUCGUGGUGCCGCCGGUGGAAAAUGAAGAGACGCUGCGGGCCAAGGGCAUCGCGCGGCUGUCGCGAAGUUCGCGUGGGUCCGCGAGCUCCAACCCGCUCGAUGCGAUGGCAGAGCAGGGCAAGGAUUCGCUCACGAGCAAGCACGGAGGAGCGGGUGGAUUGCAGCUUCUUCCAGCACCGGAAGAGAGCAUGCUGGAUGCCGUGCUUCAGGCUGGUCGCCGCAGCAGCAGCUCCGGCCGCGGUAGAGGGAAAGGAGUGGAUAGCGGGAGUGUUUCUGGCAGCGUUUCAGGAAGUCUCUCCAGCAGCAGUGUUGGCUGGAUGGGAGGAAAGGGAGGUCGGGGUCGGGACAAGGCCAGCGUGCGCAGCAGCCAGCGCAGUGCGGGAGAGCAGGGCUUCGAUUGGGAUGACGAGGUGGAGGAGAUGGAUGCGGGUUCAACCUGGAUGGCAGGCGUGGCAGCGCGCAAGAAACCGGUCCGGACGAAGAGGCGCAAGUCGGGGUCGAAGAUGAGACGACUGGUCGCGACGGCGUCGACGAUGCUGUAG
This is a messenger RNA of Lecanosticta acicola, 4293 nucleotides long. Lineage: Eukaryota; Fungi; Ascomycota; Dothideomycetes; Mycosphaerellales; Mycosphaerellaceae. The record is from the annotation of a GenBank genome assembly.